AUGAGUUAAAAUGAUGAUAAUUCAAGCCUUUCGGAAAUUAAUAAAACUUUAGAAGAUAGAAAGGAUUUUGUAUUUAUUUCAUGCAUUUUUAUACUAACAAGUUCGAUUACUACAUACUUCUAUGUAACAUUAAUUAAAGAAUUCUUAUCCCUUGGAUUAAUGCCUUUUGAAUUAAAGGCAUUUGGAAUACUACUUUUACCAUAAUAUCUCAAAAUAAUACUUUGCCCCUUAUUAGAUACAUUUUUCAUAAGAAAAUUUGGAAGAAGAAAGACUUAUAUUAUACUAACAUUAUUUCUGUUAGCAGUUUAUUGUAUUGUACUUAGUAUAAUUUAUCAAUAAUUAAUAUCAAAUUUAAAAUUGGAAGUUGUUCGAAAUUUAGCAUUGAUUUAACUUUUUCUAGUUUUAAUUUUAGAGAUUGCAACAGAGGCUUGGAUAGUUGAUUAUGUAUACGAUGAUAAUUACAAAUUUGCAGCAGCCAUUAAAUACACAGUUAUUUUCAUAAGUUCUACAGUAACAACAUAGAUUUUCUAUAGUUGUGAGACUUUCUUUAUCUUAGUCUCAAUAUUUUCAAUUAUUAUGCUUAUUUAUACAUUUUAAUUCAAAUCUGAAAAUGAUUUAUACUAAUCGAAAAUGAAGAUAAAUUCAUUAUGUAAGAGAUUAAAGACAUUUUAUAAAUUUUUUUUUGAUAAGAGCUGCUAGUUUAAGUUCUUUUUUUUAUUUUCAUCAAUGAUUGGCUUUGGAUAUGCAGAAGAUAUUAUAGAAUAAACAAUACUUUAACAGGAGUUCUUAAGUUUGAAUUAAUUUAAAUUUUAAUGGACAACAAUAGCCUUUAUAGUAUUAUCGCUUUGUGCGAUGACUUUGUUAUUAAUGAAAUUUAAAACAGUUCCGAUCUAUUUGAUCGUAGUAAUCUUAAGAAAUCUAAAUAAUUUCACUUUUUCAAUUUGUUAAAAUUACUUUCCCUCUUAAAUAGAUGUAACUAUAUGGUUUAAAUUAGAAUAUCAUUUCAAUAUAUAAAUUAUUGGAGGAAAGCUCAAAAGCCAUGCAUUUUACAUUGCUUUAUAUUUUAAUUUACGAGAGCACUAAAUAAAAAUUGAGUGCUACAAUGAUGAUAGCAUUUUUAUUGGCACUUAAAUUAGGACAAGAUGGAAAUCGAUUUCUAUCAUAUUAUUUUUAUAAUUCAUUUGGAUCUCCAGCUGAUGCAAUUAUAGGGGUUUUUAUUUAGAGUUUUAAUUUAAUAUUUGCAGUAGAUUAUCGCGAUGCAAUAUUUUAUAAAUGA
This is a messenger RNA of Paramecium sonneborni, 1276 nucleotides long. The record is from the annotation of a GenBank genome assembly. NCBI's taxonomy places the organism in Eukaryota, Ciliophora, Oligohymenophorea, Peniculida, Parameciidae.